AUCAAAAUUUUGAAAAGUUAAUGGGGCAAGGCCGCGGCUCCGGCUCUGUUCAAAACCCCCUAAAGACAAAAUGGGGUUUAGGCCAACCAGGCAGGACCCAGACCCCACAUCUCUACUAAAAUAAUAGUAAUAUUCCCAAUUGGCUUAGAACUAGGAUUAAUAAAUUAGAAUUUGAAAUCUAAAUUAAAAUUAGCCACACCAUAAUAUGAAUUUACCUGGAUACCAAUUCUGGUCCCAUGAGGAAUCUAAACCAUGCAUAGCACCAAUUUAAAGCUAGAAAUACAUUACAUGUGUAAGUGGAGUUUUAUAAGUAUAAAUAGUUAUUGCAUUGGUUGGAUUAUUAUUAUUAUUAUUACUAUAUUUAAAAAAUGAAACACAAAUAAAUGCUAUUCUAAAUUACAAAAGAAAUUUUUCUAGAUUGUGAUUUUGCGUUGAUGGGUUACACACGCCCUAACCGUUAAAUAACCAACCGCCAGUAGCCUUUCCUAACUGCACUGGCCGUUGGUCUCUUCUCUCUCCAUCCAUUUCCCAAACAAACCAAAAACAAGAACAGAGACGGAAAGAAAAAAAAAAGAAAAAAACUCUACCAUUUCCAAAAUUCCUUCUCAAAUGAUCCGCACCCAAUUCAGCUUUUCCAAUUCCCAUCGUUAAAGUUUAAUGCUUUAUCAUUUUCCAACCCAUGUUACAAUUUUGGCUUAUUGGCUUAAAGUUUAAUUCUUGAUGACAAGAUUGAUAGAUCUUAAACAAGUACAUUGUAUUACAUGUUAAUAAAGUUUAUAGAAUUUGAGAGGGAGGGGAGUCUUUAGCUAGAUUUUGAUUAGAAAAAUGUCAAAUUAUGUAGAUUUCAAUCAAAAGAUUGAUUAUGUGUUUAAAAUUGUAUUGAUUGGAGAUUCAGCUGUUGGGAAAUCCCAACUCUUGGCUAGGUUUGCUAGAAAUGAAUUCUGUGUGGAUUCAAAAGCCACCAUUGGUGUUGAAUUCCAGACCAAAACGCUUUCUAUCGAUAAUAAGACUGUUAAGGCACAAAUUUGGGAUACCGCUGGCCAAGAAAGGUACAGGGCAGUGACAAGUGCGUACUACCGGGGAGCGGUUGGUGCAAUGCUAGUCUAUGACAUGACCAAGCGCCAGUCAUUUGACCAUAUGGCGAGAUGGCUAGAGGAAUUGAGGGGGCAUGCUGAUAAGAACAUUGUAAUAAUGCUCAUAGGAAACAAGUGUGACUUGGGGAGUCUAAGAGCCGUGCCUAUAGAAGAUGCCCAAGAAUUUGCACAAAGAGAGAACCUAUUCUUUAUGGAGACAUCAGCUCUCGAGUCUACAAAUGUUGAAACUGCUUUUUUGACAGUAUUAACAGAGAUAUACCGAGUAAUCAGCAAGAAAACUCUUACUGCCAAUGAAGAGUUAGAUACUAAUGGGACAUCAGGCCUUCUAAAGGGAACAAGAAUCAUAGUUCCUGGCCAUGAUCAGGCUCCUGCAAAGAAAGGUGGCUGUUGCAUGUCUUCAUAAUUUUCAACUUGUCAAAUUUCUUAUUUUGAGAAAACAAAAAGUUGUUCUUUAUUUUAGGCUUCACUGUUAUGAACAAAUUCAUUUGUAUCGUUUAGAAAGUGGGUACUGAUGUUUUUGGAUAAUAGGAUAAAGGUUGUCAAUAUUAUAUUGACACGUGUGUUGUCCAUUUUAGUUAUCAUUGUAGUUCAUGGAAACUCACCUCUCAAGAUGAGGCUUCUUUUCUUAAUUAUAGCAUACUACUAAAAAUUAUUA
Ricinus communis (castor bean) is the source of this 1749-nucleotide messenger RNA. RefSeq names its product ras-related protein RABA4d. The transcript is spliced from 2 exons. NCBI's taxonomy places the organism in Eukaryota, Viridiplantae, Streptophyta, Magnoliopsida, Malpighiales, Euphorbiaceae. The coding region runs from base 826 to 1497 and encodes 223 amino acids. The record is from RefSeq and is a predicted model, not a curated record. Gene Ontology annotation, molecular function: GTP binding; GTPase activity. Gene Ontology annotation, cellular component: endosome.